Mycetomoellerius zeteki is the source of this 1617-nucleotide messenger RNA. RefSeq lists its product as uncharacterized. Gene Ontology annotation, biological process: cilium assembly. The record is from RefSeq and is a predicted model, not a curated record. Lineage: Eukaryota; Metazoa; Arthropoda; Insecta; Hymenoptera; Formicidae. The coding region runs from base 177 to 1541 and encodes 454 amino acids. Gene Ontology annotation, cellular component: ciliary transition zone. The transcript has 6 exons.
UUGUUAAACACACUCAAAGGAAAUUCUUACAAUAGUCAAUAGUUUCGUAUUGUGUAGAUUCUAAAGUUUAAAAGAAAAAUUCAUAUGGACUUGUGUACGCGUUUGAAAUUAAUUGCGAGAUGGUCGCAAAUCGACCGUAGGACAACUGAACGAUUGAUGCUUCGAUACGUCUUAAAAUGACACGCGGAAGUCGAACCUCUCGAAGAUCUACGGCGAUCGGUAAACAACUCCAACAGAAUGAUAGCGAGGAUGAAGCUUCUGUUCGCACUGUGGAGAACGACAAUUACGUGAAACACGGUAGCACGCUGUCACAGAAACGAUGGACCAGCUCGGAAGAGUCGAGACAAGAGUCGAACCGAUCUUACGAACGAAAAAUCAAAACAAGUUUUCCUCGGAGACAAAAUGACACUGAAGACACGGAGACCGAGUCACCGGAUGCUAAAAGCAAUAAUAAGUCACGCAAAGCCGAAUUAUACUCGACUCGUGCAGGAAAAAUGCGUUAUUCAGACAUUCACGCGAAUGAAGAAAGAUUCGCGUCGGGAUCUCUUGGGAGAAAGAGGAAACGUAAUAAACGGACUGAAAGACGAAAGCUUGAAGCACGGCCUCGCACGGCAGAGGCCUUUCAUGAUCAUGAUCGAGCAGAUAUCGGGUCUUCCGUGAAACGCUACAGUGACAGGGAAGGUAGCGUUACUGAUAUAUCGCGAAGAAGAAAGAGGCAUGUUUCCCGAGAAGACGACGAAGUGCCCAUCACCGAGAUCUUGAAAAAGGCUCAAGAAAAUGCGCGCACAAAAUACGAAGAACCUGUGCCGCUUCCGGAAUUGACUACAGACACAAUUUAUAUUCAAGGCAGAAGCGGCUUUAGCGCCGUGAAAAUUGGCGGAUCGAGACGUGCUUUGGGAAAUGAUACGACACGUGUAACAAAAGGUAGAGGAGGCUGCGAUUCUGCAGAGACUCGAACCUAUACGCUGAUAAAGGUAGCAAUCACAGCGCAGAAAUUUUGGAAAUGCACAGGCCUCGUCUAUCAGGGUCUCUUGGGCGGUAUGGCAUUUCUGCAUUUCAUAAUGAUUCAUGUCUUUUUUAACACUUCGAUGGAAUUCAUAUCGAAUUACUCGAUUUUCUCCGAAAUAUAUGCAAAUAUAUUCUCAUUCUUAGUCGCUCUUUGCAUCAUUUCCAUCUUCGAUAAAUUCGAUCUGGCGCGGCUUGAUACGGAUCACUUGCGUGAGAUUUACACGGAUCACGCGAAAACCGCAAUCGCCAUUCCGCUUUAUCUGGUAACGUUUGGACUUCAUCAAGCAUCAUCAAAGAUGGACGAUCAGUUAGCUCUAAUACAUUAUCAAAGCAUCAACGAAACAUGGUCAAAUAAUACGACGCAGGAGACUUUCUUGGAGGAGCUGAACGAUUGGCAGAAGGUAAUGAUAUCGAAGGACCUUCUCGCAAUUUUCGCUUGGCUAUUCGUCGCUCUUGGAACGCGGGACAAUAUGCUAUUAACGCACCUCGAAUCGAUGGUGCAAUACGCGAGCAACGCGGAAUCCCCGAGAUGACAUUCGAAGAAUGACUUUCACUGUCGAAUGAAACAAAUAUGUAUGAAAUUCUUCCACGCGAACGCGCAGACUGAAU